This is a messenger RNA of Medioppia subpectinata, 1475 nucleotides long. Lineage: Eukaryota; Metazoa; Arthropoda; Arachnida; Sarcoptiformes; Oppiidae. The record is from the annotation of a GenBank genome assembly.
GUCAGUUCCUUGAAGAGAGCGAUUCCCACGAAUUGCUUUAAUAUUAAUUCUAAUUAACAAUUGUUUGACAAAUAUUUUACAUAAAAAUGUUAUGGUUAGGUAUUUGUCUGUUUUUGUUGGGCUCCACUCAAUCGGCACCCGUAGGACCCGAUGACCAGUACCAGAUCGGCACUGGUAUUGCAGAUGUUACCGGGCCAGCAGCUGAGAUCAAUAUGAUGGGUUACGCGAAGUUAGGUCAGGACACUAGUGGUAUACAUCUAAGACUAUUCUGCAGGUCUGUGGUAGUGGUGGACAAUAUUGGCAACAGAAUACUGUAUAUCACAGCAGAUCUUCAGGGAAUCGCACAGAUUCUCAAAAUUGAAGUAGUGAAAGCACUGGAAGCUAAAUACGGGGAUCUCUACCAUCACGAGAAUGUAUUAAUCAGCGCAACGCAUACCCACUCAGGACCGGGAGGUUUCUUCCAGUAUCUGCUCUACAUAUUCACAACUGAAGGCUUUAUAACCGAUAGCUAUCAGGAUAUUAUCAACGGAAUCCUUACCAGUGUGGACAGGGCUCACAACAAUCUGAAACCUGGUAAUAUCUAUUGGAGUGAAGGAGAACUGACCGAUUCCAGUGCUAAUAGAAGUCCCGCCGCUUAUGAAAACAAUCCCAAAGAAGAAAAAGAUAAAUACAAAUACAAUACCGACAAAACGAUGAAUGUCUUAAAGUUCACUGAUCUAAACAAUAAGCCGUUAGCGAUGGUCAACUGGCACGCCGUCCAUUGUGUCUCAAUGAACAACUCAAACACAUUGAUUAGCAGUGAUAACAAAGGAUUUGCUUCACUUCUCAUGGAGUCGGACUAUAACGCCGGACAAUUGCCCGGAAAGGGUCCAUUUAUUGCUAUCUUCUCUCAAGCAAAUGAAGGCGAUUCCACACCAAAUACGGCCGGAGCCCGAUGUAUAGAUACAGGCGCUCCGUGUGAUUUCAUUACAAGCACUUGUCACGGAAAGAAUGAAAAAUGUGUUGCUUUUGGUCCCGGAAAAGAUAUGUUUGAAUCGACACAAAUCAUUGCCCGAAAACAAUAUCAAAAGGCCAAAGAGCUGUUUGAGGGCAACUCCCAGACCAAACUGAAGGGUCCGAUUCAAUACAUCUACCAAAACAUCGAUAUGUCUAACUAUGAGGUCAAACUGCCCGACAAUAAGACAGUCAAGACGUGUAAACCCGCUUUAGGUUAUUCUUUUGGUGCCGGAACUACUGAUGGAGAGGGGGCUUCAAUGUUCCAACAGGGGACACACGUCGGCGAAGAGCCCAAGUUCUGGGACUUUGUCCGCAAUCUGAUCACAACACCGACCAAAGAGAUCACUGACUGCCAGAGUCCGAAAGCCAUACUAUUACCGGUCGGCGAAAUGACUUUCCCCUACCAGUGGGCGCCGAAUCUGAUGCCAACCCAACUGUUGCGGAUCGGAGAUGUGGUGAUAGCGGGUCUGCCCGGAGAG